Messenger RNA from Paramecium tetraurelia, 731 nucleotides. RefSeq lists its product as uncharacterized. The record is from RefSeq and is a predicted model, not a curated record. The transcript has 5 exons. Lineage: Eukaryota; Ciliophora; Oligohymenophorea; Peniculida; Parameciidae. Gene Ontology annotation, cellular component: cytoplasm.
AUGAUUUCUAGUAACUAGACGAAAUAAUUACUUGAUGUAAUCGAGAAGAACGAAGAUCCUUCAGCAUUUGCAGAUGCUUUAGGACUUUUAGAAAAACUAAUUACCAAUAUUAUAAACAAUCCCAAUGAAGAUAAAUUUAAACACAUAAAGAUGACUGUUAAAACAUUAGCCACACGACUUUUUAAUAUAAGAUAAAUGGCAGAGUUAUUAUAAUCAUUGGGUUUCAUUUAAUAAGAUUAAGAAUUCUAUCUACCCGAUCAAGAAUAUGGAACCUUGUUAGAGAAUUUCAAUACCAUAAAGUGGUAGCAUAUUUUAGCAUAAGGAAGAGUGGAGGGACCCUAAUAGUAUCAAAAGGCUUAGGAAAUAGUGAGACAACAGCAAGAAGUUUAAAGAUAAUAUGAGAAGGAGCAAAGAGAGAAGGAGAAAAUCCAAUAAUAAAUAAAAUACGAUAGACAGGAAAGGAGUUUGGUGAAGGAGAAGGAUUCUAAGGCUAAUGACUUAUAAUUUGGUGCCAAAGUGAAAACUUGUGAAACACUGGAAAACGUGGGUGAGGUUGAGCGAGGCGAAGGUUUAAAUACUUUCGCCUCGCAAUAUAAUGAUAAGGAAAAUAAUCAAUCAGCCAAGAGAUGUAAGAAAUUACUUCUUAAAUGAUCAAAGAGCAUUUAAAUUAAUCGAUGCUUUUUGAGAGAUGGAUUGUGAGUUUUCUUUAUAUAUAUAUAUGCAUGGUGAAG